This is a messenger RNA of Sphaerodactylus townsendi, 2895 nucleotides long. RefSeq names its product transmembrane 4 L six family member 4 (gene TM4SF4). The record is from RefSeq and is a predicted model, not a curated record. Bases 230 to 820 code for a protein of 196 amino acids. The transcript has 5 exons. NCBI's taxonomy places the organism in Eukaryota, Metazoa, Chordata, Lepidosauria, Squamata, Sphaerodactylidae. Gene Ontology annotation, cellular component: membrane.
AGAUGUGGAAGAAUGAGCUCAUGACAGUGGAAGCUUAUAAAUAAUCAGACCACUGGGUUGCUAGCAGACAGCAACCUCUGUUAACGGAACCACCCCAAGUUUGAACCCAAGCACCAAGUGGAUUGGGAUAAAAUAUAACAAGAAGCUCUUGAUUAAGAUACUAGAAGGAUUCUGGGGGAAGUUUUUCCUUUUUUUUUCUUAGUGAAGUUUACAAUAUUGUUCGAGGAAAAUGUGUUGUGGAGGAUGUGCUAAGUGCCUUGGAGUUACUCUCAUUCCUUUGGCUGUCCUUUGCACCCUUGCCAAUAUUUUGCUGUUUUUCCCUGGAGGAAAUGUGGAAAGUAGUGACCAUAUUUCUAGUGAAGUCUGGUGCUUUGGAGGGAUCUUGGGGUCUGGUGUACUGAUGGUGUUUCCUGCCUUGGUCUUUUUGGGGCUUAAGAACAAUGAUUGCUGUGGAUGCUGUGGAAAUGAAAGCUGCGGGAAGAGGUUUGCGAUGUUUAGUUCUAUAAUAUUUGCAGCAGUGGGCGUUGUGGGAGCUGGAUACAGCUUUAUUGUGUCAGCUGUUGCUCUGAACAACGGCCCUAUAUGUUCUUCCUCCAAUGGCACGUGGCUCUAUCCAUUUGAAAAUGGGGAUUAUCUUGGGAAUCAUACUCUUUGGGAAAUGUGUGACAGCCCUCAGUCUGUUGUGCCCUGGAAUUUGACUCUCUUCUCUUUGCUGCUGAUAAUGAGUGGAGUUCAGAUGGUGCUGUGUGCCAUUCAGGCUAUCAACGGUCUCCUAGGAACAAUCUGUGGAAACUGUUGUGGGGGUGAUGGAGCUGUUUAAGGCAUACAGAGAUUGCAGAGAAUGCCUCUUACAAUGGAAAGAAUACCCUUUUAGGUUCAGAUGCCUUUUACAUUCCAAACUGAUUUAGAAUGAAGGGCAUUUUCCUCUUUACCCUAAACUGCCUUUCUCCUCUUAUUGAAAGUUCUCAUUUCCAAAGAAUCCGGAAGCUGUUUUGUCUAUAGCACAUGUAUAUUUGUAAUGAAUUUCUUUUCAUGGAGAAACUGGGCAGAAACAGUCAUGCUGCCUUUCCCCACCAAAUCAUCUGUUUUGAGCUGAGGGAAGAUGACCAAUAUAUUUUCCUGAUUACAAGGCUGGAACCCAGUCACAGAUUGAUUGGCUUCACCUGCAUAUUCUUUGCUUCCUUUUUUCAGACAUUACUCUCAGAAACAAUCUCCCUUCUUCCAGAUCAGGGCUGCUUACAUGGAAAUCAUAGUGAAAACAGCCAAGUUUAAUAUGACUUGCAUGCUGACCACCCAUUCCUAAAGUUACAAAUAUAGAUCUCCAGCUAUGCGGAAGAUUUCCCAGUAGCAGCCCUCACCCAACUCCUCUACUUGGUAGGGCAGUGGGGAGAGGGAGCAGAAAAUUGUUAUGGAAAUGGCAGAAUAACUUUAAGCUGUUGUAAUGAGAUUGAUGUAAUUAGUAUCACCUGCAUGUUCUGGGGAGGAUUUAUCUCCCUGUUGUAUCAAGCAAGCAUACUGCAAUUUAUGACCAAUUAAUUCUGUCGGUCAAGGGAUACGGUCGGCAUAAUACCAAGAUAAAUGUAAGUGAACAUAAAAUUGACUUGAAUGAUUUGAUAUUCUAUAAAUGAGCAAGUGUUAUGAGAAAUCAUAAGUCUAUAAUUUAGAUGCCCCUCAAAUGACUCCCAGCAAGCCAGAUUUGGAACUUCCAGUACUACUGAAGAACUGAAUAAACCCCGCACAACCACAGAUAGGGCUCUGGCCUGGAACAUAAUUUUGGUCUGGAACAUGUAUAAAUUCUCUACAAGUUGUGGACAUACUGAAUAUAUGGUGAAAAUUCACGUUCUUUUUAUGGACUUUAGUAAUUUAAAAGGACUUAAAUGUUCUUUAAAAAGAUUUUUUUGGAAAUGAAAUUUGUACCUGUAUUAGGAAAUGAAUAGUAUAAUAUAGGAAUUAGUAUAUAUGUAAUGUUUGUAUGUUUUAGGCACUUUAUUGCACAUUAAUGGAGCACUUGCACCCUUCUUCUCUGUGUAUAUGUUUCUGUUUUAAGCCAUUGGUCAUAGUGUAAAUAGUGAAUCUGAAUGUGACACUCUAGGCAUUACUGAAAGCUCUGUUGUAAAACCAGGGUUUCUGGUGAAUCCCAAGAGUGUCACACUGUUGAUGUGAUGUUCCUACCACCCAGUCUUCCUCUGGGUGCCAGCCCCUAGCUGGCAAUCCUACGCGACCUGUGUUUUAGUUGCCAAGGUGCAAGAUGGCAAGCCUAUGAUUCUAGAAUUGUUAGCAUGAGGGUAGCCAUUGUCGCCGGAUUUGUUCAGUCUGACUAGACCAGCCUGAUUCGACCAAUCUUCCCCAAAAGAGCAAAAAUUGAGAUCUGUGUACUCCUAAACCAACAAGACUUGUAUGUUUUUAAUUGCUACCCAUUCCCGGAGAACUUCAGUGUGGCAGCUGUGAUGUGGCAGAACUCUUGUAGAUGAGGAGUUUUCCUUUGAAUUGCCUUGAACUCCAGAGGGUUGCAAGCUUAAGUCUGGCCCUGCUGCUACACCUGCCAUAAGGAUUCUUGAACGGCUUCAUUUCCAAGACUUAGGCCGAUUCCGCAUGGGCCAAAACAUGCAGUGUGAAAACGGUGUGAAAAUGGUAUUAAAGGGUGUAUAAAGGGUUUAUACUGUUUUCACACCAUUUUCAUACCGCUGUUUUUGGCCCAUGUGGAAUCAGCCAGAGUGUCUAUCAAGACACAGGGUUAGCGCCAGGAAGAAAAAAGAUGGCUAUCAUAGCUGGCAAUAAGAAUUUGAGGGCAUCUGCUAAUACAGUUGCCUGCCUUUUUACCAAAAUAUUAUUGUACAAACACUUUGUGUUGGAAAAAAUAACUGCAAAUCAUUAAAAUGUUUGCUUUUUGUAGAA